AAUAUUCGGCUUUUCUUCUCAAUGAAAAAACAAAAAAAAGUUUCGAUUCGGUUUUCUCAGUACACGUCUAACACUACUGAGCAUUAGCAACGCGUUUGUGUUUUAGCUAAACAAUUUUCUUCUUGUUGUCGCUCCUUCAUUACUGAAUCGGGAAUAGGUUUUCAUUUUGCAAUAAAUUAUUUCCAUUUGGUUGGUAAGCUAAUAUCACAGCAUUCAAAGGAAUUUAGUUUCAAGUGUGUAAAAUUCGAAUUUUGUGUGGAAAGAUUUUCUUUUUCUUUUUUGUCUCGUCGCAACGAAAGUGGUUAGAUUUCGCGAAAAUUUCAAUUUCUGUGUUGUGUGAUUUUCUGUUAUGUAACUUAAACCGACAAACAAAGAUUUUGUGUUGACACAACAAAAUUUCAGUAUUUUCAACGGAAAAACCUUCUGAUUAGGCGGGUCAAUGCUUAUGCGUAAUUAUUGUCGAUAUUGUUGUUAGAAUUCCCCUACCUACUAACAAAGUGUGAACUCAACGAGGAACUAGUAACAGUGUUCGAAAAUCUUGGACAUAUUUUUUUCUGUGUUCGAAAAGUGUGUUCAUAUGCUAAACUGUGAAGCUGAAAAGAAUCAUACGUACGCCGUGUAAAAUGAAUACGAAAUGGUGUGGAUGUGGAUGCUAGUAAUCAAACAGUAUUUAACGUUAGUACUGUACAAUCAACGUGGCGUCCACAAUUGCCUCUACCCGAAGAAAUUAAUGUGAACAACAUGGACAACAUGGACAACAAAUCGUCGUCAAAGUUCAGCAAUGUCAACAACAAAAAAUGGUCACUCGGUAGCCUAUUCCGACGAAAGAAAAAGGACGAAACUUCCGAAUCGAGCAGCGAGGAGGACCGCAAAGCUGGAUUUACUCCACAAAAGCGAAAACCCAAACCAAAACCGAAGGCCAAACGUCCCAACAAACUUAUCAGCGCGUUCGAUCAUAUCAUAAUCGCACCCGCCGACAAAUCCAAAGACACCGACAGUUUGAAAUCGUUUGAUCGGAUAACGACGCCAACGGAUUCGAAUCGUUCCACUGGAUCGUUAGAUCGUCGAUUGCGACGAGAGAGACUGCGAGCGGCAAGGAUAUAUGCGAAGGAAGUGAGCAGUGAUGAAGAGAUUGAGUCAAUUAAUUCGUCGUCGAUGUCGCGAUUCCGAAGCGAUGAAAGUAUUGGAAAUCAUAGUGGAUCGAGCUACAAGAAAUCGCGAGCGGCUAGAACUGAACGAUAUAUGAAGCGAAUGUCAAAGGGCGAUGAAUUAGGACAAAUAGUGCAGCAAGUAAGUCGUUGGCAUACUCAACCAAUUACACCGGGAUUCAGAUACAAUGAACAUUCGAACAAUGAGCAUUCAUACAAUCGCCAACCGAGUGAAGGCUUGCGAACUUCAGCCAGUCUAACGAACGUGCCAUCACAAAAGCUCAACCAAAUAUGGAGUGUUCCGCUGCGUUCGAAGCCACAAGAGCUGAUCAAAGAUCAGGAGAACCGGAGUAUCAGUUACGAGAAUCAUCUGUACCGUCCAUCGUCACAACGAAUCAUCAACAAAGCUGGUCCACCAGCUCCGCCACCUCGAGAUCCUCAACGUCGUCUCACCAUUUACAAUCCAUCGGAAUCACGUCCGCUAUCUUAUGCAUUUGACAAGCACACGUCCAAUCCCCAGUUGCUAGGCAUUUCCUCUAACAAUCGAUGUGUAAGUGACGAUCGUUUGUGGGGUGGACAGAUACAGCAGCAACAACAACCACAUCGACCCGCUUCCGUUCAACCGGUGCAAGAACCAAGAAGAUUUAUAACAAGAAACGAAACCGAAUUUGCUAAGAAUAUGCGCAAUUUGUCAUCUCAACAAGGCUAUGAGUACCUUGCCGAUGCGGCUCCACGAUCUAGGCGCCCCAUUCAUGUGAUGCCCAAAGAUGUGAAACGCGAUACGUCUGUCGAUAUUACGGAACAUUCGCCGCCACAGGUCAGAUUGCGAACUACGAAAAGUGGCAUACAGGCACCGAUGAAGAGUGCAGCAGAUUUCUGGAAGCAAAUCGAUCAGGCCGAGUCGAACAAUCGGUCCGGCCGGAACACUGAGCGAAUGUACACGGUGAAGCCUAGGUCCGUGUCCCAUUCACGAGCCCAUGACCUGAGCAUGAAUUCGUGGAGCAAUCACCAUCCGAUUGACAAUGGAAAUGUUCAUCGCAGAGAAUUCAAUGUAACUAGCGUGAUAUUGAAACCAUCGAAGAGCUGUGGGUUUCAACCGAAAACUACCGUCACCAAUACAGCAAAAGCAUUUGAAAAGAAGCAUGAGAAGACUAAUUCAAUGCCCAGCUAUUACACGGUGAAGGCCAUUCUAAAUUCGCCAGCAAACAAAUACGAAGAGCACGUUGCCAAAACAGUCGUACAACCAAUGCAACCGAUCAGAUACAAGCCGAAAGUACCACUUCCAACACCACCGUCUAAUCGGCUCCAGUCGCAAAAGUAUUCGACGUCCGAAGACGAUCUUUUGGACGGUCACCGAAGACAACGGAAGAAAUCAACAAAUCUGGAAGAUGCCAUCAACGAACUGGAAGCCAUUUACAAGAGCCUCGGAUUGGGUGAUGAAAAUUUAAUGGAUCGGGCUGAACGUCGUGACAUACCAAAGUUCAAUCAAUUCAAUCCGGUUUCGAAUUUUAAUCCGGACAGUGACGACAAUGAUAAUGAGAUCGGUGAGAAUGCGGAACCGGACAUUGUGUUAGACGACGUAGCUUAUCGCAAUUUUAAACGAGCUAACAGCAUACCCAAAACCAUAGAACCACAACCGCCAUUCGGUAUACCUAUCGGACCUAUACCGUCAACUCCUCCCGGAUCCAAUUACUUGCAUGCGUCGCCCGAUAACACUAUCGCCAAGCCUAUGUUUAUUGCACGCAAAACUCCCGAUUUAGUGUCCGACGAUUUGGCUGUGAGAAAUUUACGCAAAGAUUCUCCCGUUCGACAGGUUGGUUUCGAUAAAGUCGAGCAUUGCAUUCAACCGUCCAUUUUACGAAAGAAACAGCGGGCUGUUCGUUCCAUGUCGGAAAAUAUUUACAAUUUGAUACAACGUGAUGCAGCGAAACCAUCCGGGGGUUGUUUGGAUGAUUAUGAUGUGAUGGCUGGUUCGUUGAACAAUGCGGCAAGUUUGAAGGACAUAACGUCCGGUGAUGAUAAUGAUCAUCCGACGACAUUGCGUUUACUGCAGCAGGAACACCAGCAUUCGGACGUAGAUCAUCGAAGUAAAGGACGGAGCGUCGUCGGCGCUGUAUUCAGUUUGCCGUCUACAUUAAAAACAUCAACGCCGGCAAAAGUGCCAUUUAUCACAAAACAACAUCGGCCUACCAUGGUACUGAAUCAGAAGCCACCAAUCCCGUUGCCACGGAACAAUUUGAGUCCCGAUCUCAACUGUGAUAAAUCCGGUAUGGAAGACAUUUUGAAUGCGAUAGCUAAGGAGGCGAAAGAAAGUAGUGAGAAAUUGAGUCGCGAUUUAUUUGAAUUGCGCAAGGAAAUGGUGAGUGAGAAAAAGGAUAAGGAAUUCCGGCCCGGCAGUCCAAAAGCUAAGCUUAUAUCCAAUGUUAAAAUGGAAAAGGACAUUGACAAUGUGUCGCGAGCGGCAAAACGUUUCGAGGAAUUGCUCGAAGACGUUGUCGAUGCCGGUGUUGCUAGCAAGAUCGGUAACCCUUCUGAAUCAUCCGCUGCCAACCGGCGAUCAUUUUCGAAGGAAAAACAAUUUUUGCAAAAUAUAAACGAUGUGGCCGAUGCGGCGAAAGCCUGUGAACAGGUCAUCGGAAUGGUGGUUGAUGGAAACGGGAAAAAGAGCCCCGAAACCCGAAGCCCGAAGUCGCCACGAAGAGAGACGAAAAAAGAAAAAGCUGAAGACAGCCAUUCGGUCGCACAAUUGUUGGAGAAACUAGAGCCGAAUGUUCAGCAUAUUGGUGUUAUAGCCGAACGAUGCAUGCGCCAAUUAAGCGAACUCGGUGACAUGAACGUUGAAGUUGUUGAGAAAAAGGCAUUACCAUUGACUAAUGCUGAUACAGUGGACGCAGCUGAUUACGACAAUUUAAAUUCUCAUUUGAUAACAACAUUCAAUCAAUCGCGUAACGAUGAACUGUCUACGGAGACCCGUUCGGCAGAGCAAAGUGAGCCGGAUUUUCGCCGUAAAGUUCAAGAAGAAAUCGACAAAAUAAUGCAAGAAUGUGCCGAAGAAGCGCAAAAGAAGUGCACGUUACAACCGGAAUCGAAAUUCGUAUCAUCCGACGAAGAAAUGAAUAUUUUGCUGUUACCACCAACCGAAACAAAAACUGAAAAAACUACCGCAGACGAUAAACCGAGCACGACGCCGUACUCAUCUCCGCUAGACGAGCAAAACAAAUCGUCAUCCGACUAUCUAAAAUCGUCUAGCGCGACACCCAAUCGCAUCAAUUCGUCCAGCAUUACAUCGUUCAACGAACAGUCGUCCAGCGAUUUCGCCAAAUCGAUCAGCAGCGACAAUCGCCUGGCCAGUGAAGGUAUUAAAACUAGUAGUACAACAUCAUGUGAACCAGCACAAUCACCGUCGGCAAUUAAAUCAAGCACUGUAUCACCUUUCACCAUAUCACCAUCACCCCCACUCGUACUCACACCAGCCGACGACGAUGAACGAUCGCUGUACAAUUCGUCCGAAGAGCUGGCAAUGAUAUUCGGAAUUAAGACACCGUCACCAUCAGAUUUAGCACCAAAUCAAUUGCUUGUAGACUUGGAAAAAACACUUAUCCAAUCCACUGCUACCAGCGACUGUCAACCAUCCAAUACACGAUCAGCAACAGCUGACUUCAUUCAUCCAAUUGAAUCGAAAUCGCUGCCAAUAAACCGCAAGCGCACAAUAACUACUGUGCAUACGACUUAUUCGCCUUCCUGUGAAAUUCUAAAAUCAUCAUUCAUCAGUCCAUCGAACAAAGCCGUUAGUGAAAAUUCGAAUGAACAAGCCGCCGUCGUGCCGAAUGAUGCACGACCGUUCAGUGCACUGUACGAUAUAAUAUGCAAAGAAAAAGAAAUCGAAUAUAUCAUGAGCAACGCCCCACAAACGGAACAAUUGGCCGAAAAAUUGUUGUCUUUGAGCAUGGGCUUAACCGAACAAAAUGGAUCGGUCGAUCGGCGAUCAGCUGGCCCAAAUGAAGAUCAAGUCAGUACGAGUACAACGGAGACUGAACCACCUUUAGAUAGAACCAUUCAUUCACCAUCAACGAGUCAAAACAAUUCUAAAUUUACUGUAGCCUUUAAGGAUCACCAGGUGUCGGAUUACGAUGUUCGGAUGGAACGACCGGAUUUGAGUUACGGUACGGUUGGAAUGGACGCAAGUUGCAAACCAUCCGAUUCGACUUUGAUUGAAUCAUUUUGCCUGCACCCUAAUGAAACAUCUUCAGGAUCAUUGUCAUUAAUAACUGCAUCCACUACCAAGCCUCAUAUUAAGUCACCAACCGAAGGCGGCCGGAAAGCAUUGAACCAGAUUGGAAGUGAUUCGGAGAAGAGCAGCAGCGGUGGUGUAGGUAGUAGUAAUGUGUCCAUAAGUCCUACACAAAAUGUAAGAACGACUAAAGCUUCACGCUUGCGUGCUGCUGCUUUGGACAAAAAAUUAAAACUGAAUGGCAACAGUGAUCAACGACAAUCACCACCAAUAGCUUCGAACAAACCAACAUCCAUCAAAUCAUUACCGCUACGGCCUCCAACGCUUCAACGUUCGAAACGCCUAGUUCCCUCCAUUGACGUAUCCGUUCAGCAAACACUUAACGAACAUCCGAUGGUCCCAUUGGUAAUCGAACAAAAAUCUGAUCAAAUUAGUGCUGUGAAAUUAUACGCUUCUGAACCAUAUGCCUCUUACAAUAUUCUAUCCCCUCGUGCACGAAAUACAUUGAAAGCCGACUUUUACUCACCGAGAACCGGUUCCGAUGAAUCAUCAGGCAGCCGGAAUUCGCCACAUCUGAGUCCGAUGGAACGGGACAAAUCAUCAAAACGAAAAUCAAAUUUGAAUCGUUCAUUGACCGAGGAGUAUACAGAUGAAAAUCAUCUAUCACGUCGUCGAAAUCGACGCGAGCCGGAAGGAACAAAAUCUCUAAUUCCUAGAAUCGAAUCACUAAAUUUGAAUCGAGCGCGUGACAUGCACGCGACCAGUCAUACAACGUUGACUCAACCAACAUUGCUCCUCAGCGAAAAUGCAUCAAUGAAAAAUACUUCAAGCAACGGAAUGUAUUCACCGGUCGAACGGUAUCGUUCGAGUACAGUGAGCCCGAAAGGUCUAGCCCAAAAAUCUCAUCAAAACCGUGCCACCGACCAUAACACCAGCGACGGUACGAGCUCCUCUGUGCGAUCACAGCGGUCAAUCAAUUUGAAUGGUUCGACUCAAUCGUCGCUCAGCGACACAAAAUACUUGCAAAAGAACAAACGUUUGUUGGAACUGUCCCAUAAAAUGGAACGGACCAAGGAACGAACCAAAGCCGAACUGGCAAAGAUUGAGCUGAUUACGGCUCGUUGUAACAACAGUUCGGCUGAACUGGCUCCGGAAAAUAUCUGUGAUUUAAACGCAUCACUGAGGGUGGAUUUGGCGAAUCAGCUACUGGACUCCGCAGCAGUUGGUGGAUAUACCGAUUCGAUUGAAGCUAAUCGUUCGGAUAUUCUAGUCAUACAAAAGCCUUUCCAAAAGAAAGAUCGAAUCAGUUUCUUCGACGACAAUUUCCUAAGUAGCAAAGCUGAUGCGUCAUCCAAUUCGUCGUUUUUUAGAGAUCGCAAACGUUCGCACAGCACCGAAGAGAAAUACACCUUCUGUGAUGCAGUUCUACUCGAUGAUGAUUAUGCCACUACUAAACAAAACCGUCCGUCCAGCACUCCGUCUUCUGAGUUGCAUUUGGCACCGAAAAAGUCACCAAAUUUACGACGUAAAAGUUCCGAGGACGGUAUCACCGCCACCAAUCACAUCGUGUCGAUUCUGAAGAAGAAGGAUCACAACGAAUCAAGUUCGGCGUCAAGUAACGCCUCACCGGUCACCUUUUCAUCUAGUGUUGUCGACACACCGACACGAAGCGCUUCGCGUCAGGGAAUUUUGAAAAAGCGAAGCUCAUUAGACGAGAGUCGUUACAGUCGAAGUCAUUCGCCCGACGAACGUUCCGUUUUGAUUCGUACGCCGCGACGAAACAGUUUAGAAGAACUACAGCAUGGCAUUCUGAAGCAACGCAGUUACGACAGUAAAACUGAUCUGUCUGUACACAACGAACCGCAUGGCAUUUUAAAGAAAAAGGAAAAUUGCACACCGUCGGAGACAUCAUACCCGAAGCACGUGUCCAUUUCAGAAGCGGUUAUAUUGGCCGCCGCCGAACUGUGCAAGGAUGCUGUCGGCUCGGACGAUGAGGAAUACGAAAUCAGACCGAUUUUAAAGCAAGACACACCGACUAUCAGCACACCUCGACCAAUAUUGAAGAAGAAAUACUCGUCCGAAUCGGAAGAAAUUCGACCGAUACUGAAAACAUCGCGGAAAAGUAGUCGCGAAGAAUCGGAUAACGACGACUAUACCCGACCGUCAAGAAAAAGUGAUUCGCCGGCAAAACGGCGCAGCUUUUGCGAUCCAUUCGAAACGAACGUUGUGCUGGAGCGCAGCCGAUCGAUGGAGAGUCAUGAUAAUGAUCGAGCUGUGUUCGUUCAGCCAACAUCUUUGGCAAUUAGCGAGAAGCCGCUGGUAUCUGUCGCUGAACGCAUAAAGAACAUGGAAAAGGUGCUCACUGUGGACAAGAGUGCGAUGAAUCGACGUGAAAGCAAUCGACAGCGCUUCAAGACACAACCAGUGACCGUAAAUGAAAUUAGCUGUGCCUUAAACAAAUUCCACUCACCAUUGAAUCAUCGUAAUCACAGUUUUGUAACGGAUUUCCGAUCAUCGACCUUAUUCCCGGAAAUUGAAAAUCCAUUAUCAUUGUCUGCCGAACUUUGUCUAACAUCGCUGAGCAGCGACAGCGGCAUUCUGACGGCCAAAUUGUCCGACAUUUCCAAUUCCGGUGAAUUUGAUAAAUCGCCGAUCCGACAACAAAUGGAAAAUUCUGGUGCGACUGAGAAGCAUUUCAGCGACGUUGACCACGGGAAUAAGACCGAAAAUGGUGAGGACAGGAAACCGUUGAGUCGCAGUGACAGUGUUCGAGCACGGGCGAGUAUGUUUCAAGCGAUGGAAGAACAACGCUCGAAACAGCACCUGGAUGAUGGUCAACGCUUAUCGAAAUCAAAGAGUUAUGUUGCCAGUCAACCGGAAAAAGUACUCGAUUUCGAUACGAAAAAUGAUCAUCGAGAUGCUGAAUCGCACAAAUCAGCCCAACCUGAGACCCAACCACCGCCAAAAUAUUUCAUGAAAGGGCUGCAAUUACCGAGCGACUUCAGCGCCGAAUUGAAAUCACGGCUUCGAAAAUCGACCAACGCAUCCGUCAGCAAUCUGAAAAAGUCGGCAUCCAGUAUCGAUGCCAUACGCCACGAAGAACCAUUGCUACCGUCAUCGAUGUUGAAACAGAAACUGGACAAUCAGACCAGUUCGGCUAGUUCGUCGGAUACGGAAGAGGGCAAAGAUUUGGGGAAGCUACUCCGCAGCGUGUCCAAGGAAAAUAUGAACAGUGUGAAGCGGGGAUUGAUGAAUUUGAAUAAAAUGCUGGAACAUUCGGCAUUGGUCGGUGCUAUGAGCGGUGCCACAUCGACAAGUGAUGGUGAAAGUAGCGGCGGGCGAGAGGUUGCCACAAUCAUAAAAAAUAGUGCUGUAGCUAGACGCAAAAAAUUCAAUGAGGGGUAAGUGAGGAAAAGAUUUUUUUCAGAAGAGGGAUGGGAAUAGAUCAAAAUACACAUUUUGUUGUUUGAUAUAUCGAAACGCUUUGAACAAAAUAUUUCAUUGUAAAAUCAUUGUGUUUCUCCUUCGUUUCGCUUUUAUGUCCUUAAUCUGUUAAAUAUAUUGUGGAGCCUGUGCAAGAAUUAACCCGAUGUUUUCUGUUGCAUUUUGUAAUGAACCAUAAUUCCACAAACAUAAAUUUUUAUAUUUAACAAAAGAUAAUAAAAAGAUAAAAAACAAACAAAAAAAUUACGUAAAA
Bradysia coprophila is the source of this 9076-nucleotide messenger RNA. RefSeq lists its product as uncharacterized. NCBI's taxonomy places the organism in Eukaryota, Metazoa, Arthropoda, Insecta, Diptera, Sciaridae. The record is from RefSeq and is a predicted model, not a curated record.